Talaromyces stipitatus ATCC 10500 is the source of this 1754-nucleotide messenger RNA. Its product is annotated as MFS sugar transporter, putative. NCBI's taxonomy places the organism in Eukaryota, Fungi, Ascomycota, Eurotiomycetes, Eurotiales, Trichocomaceae. The transcript is spliced from 7 exons. Gene Ontology annotation, molecular function: carbohydrate:proton symporter activity. Bases 1 to 1599 code for a protein of 532 amino acids. The record is from RefSeq and is a predicted model, not a curated record. Gene Ontology annotation, cellular component: membrane. Gene Ontology annotation, biological process: transmembrane transport; carbohydrate transport.
AUGGCCCGGAAAUACUGGGGAGGCUCCGGCGAUGCCCUCACCGUAUGGAUCUCCAUCGCCGCUUCGACGGUCAUCAUCUUCUACGGUUAUGACCAGGGCGUCUUCGGAAACGUCAUCAUAGGCGAAAACUUCCUCAAAACAAUGAACUACCCCUCCUCCAAUAUGCAAGCAACAAUGACCUCCGUGUACAAUCUCGGCUGUUUCGUAGGCGCCAUGUCGACCAUCUGGACUGGUGAUAUAUUCGGUCGACCGCGUCAGGUCAUUAUCGGAAGUACGGUGAUUGCCAUCGGUGCUGUGAUACAGACUGCUUCUUUUAGUGUCGCGCAGAUGAUGGUUGGAAGGGUUGUUGCUGGUUUGGGGACCGGAAUGAAUACAGCUACCGCCGGUGUAUGGCAGGCCGAAACUAGCAAGAUGCGCAGUAGAGGAAAGCUGAUUAUCAUCCAAAUGGCAAACUGUAUCUCCGGCUUCUCACUCUCCAACUGGCUCACACUGGGAUUCUCCUUCCUCUCCGGGAGUGUGGCAUGGCGAUUCCCACUCGCUUUCCAGAUCUUCUUCACGCUGGUCAUUUAUAUUCUCUGCCCAUUCCUACCUGAUUCCCCACGUCUUCUGAUCCGCAAGGGAAAAUACGACGAAGCGCGAGAAGUCAUUGCUGCUCUUCAAGGUGGAGGCGCAACACCUGAUUCUCCAUCGGUCAUGUCGCAGUUUAAUAUUAUCAAGGAUAUUCUUGAUCGUGAGCAUGUAGCGACUUAUACAUGGUUUCAACUACUUACGGGACGAGGCCCCUCCGGCGUCCUCCGUCGCAUGAUCCUCGGCGCCUGGAUGCAAGCCAUGAACCAAAUCUCCGGCAUAAACAUCACAAGCUACUACAUGUCCUACGUCUUCAUCAACGCCCUGGGCAUAAGCGAAUUACUUGCCCGCAUCCUCGCCGCAGCCGGCAGUGUCGAUUACCUCUUCUUUUCGUGUCUCGCAUAUUUCAUCAUUGAGCGAUACGGCCGUCGAAAAGUCAUGAUGUAUUCUGCUGCCGCGUGUUGUACGUGUUGGGUCGUGAUUGCCAUUGUACUCGCAAUCUCGGAUACGGGGAGAGGCGAUUCGUACAAAUUGGGUAUUGUGGCUGUUUCGUUUUUUUUUGUGUUUUUUGCUAGUUUCGGAUUGGGGGUUUUGGGUGUUCCCUGGCUCUAUCCAACCGAAAUCAACGCCCUCGAAAUGCGCACAAAGGGCUCGUCUUUAGCAAUGGCCACAAACUGGAUAAUGAACUAUAUGGUCGUCCAAGUGACACCACCGGGAAUCGCAAAUCUCGGCUGGAAAUUCUGGAUUAUUUGGGCUAUUAUCUGCUUCAGUUUUAUCCCUGUCACAUACUUGUUCUAUCCCGAAACGGCAAAUAGGACGUUGGAGGAUAUCGAUCGGUUCUUUGAGACGAAGCCGGGUAUUAUUGUUGCUUGGAAUAAGACGGCCACUCAACUCGAGAGACCAGAGGAAUAUAUCCGUAUGGAUGAGGAGAUUGAGCGAUUGGGAGCGGCGAAUAACGAGAAGUUAUCUGAUAAUGAUGAGAAGACGCCACAAGUAAUUGAUUCGGAGACUGAUCAUCGGGAGCAUGUCUAAUUCGAAUCUUAGGUGCUUUCCGUGAAGGUUAACUAGAUCUUGUGGUAUCGUCAUGGUUCGAAAUGUCUUGGGAACAAGCAUAUUUAUAGAUCUGGAUCGAUCAAUUGAUGAAUGAGCACCAUGUUCUAUCAUUAGAUAGACUGGCCGUAUACAAA